This is a messenger RNA of Peronospora belbahrii, 696 nucleotides long. The record is from the annotation of a GenBank genome assembly. NCBI's taxonomy places the organism in Eukaryota, Oomycota, Peronosporomycetes, Peronosporales, Peronosporaceae.
AUGGAUACAAGUUUGUUUGUGCCGUAUGUGGAUGCGCGUGACACUGAGGUGGAUUAUGUGAAACUAGUGACACCAUGGGGAAAUAUAAAGCUGAAUAAAGGAUUUAUAAUGCAGCUGGCAUUUAGUGUAAUGGUCAUUGUGGUGACUGUGAUGCUAUGGCGAUGUUCCAUAAGACUUAACGCGACGCUUAAACAGAAGAUUGCGACUAAGGAGAGACUUGAUGAAGAUAAAGAGGAGGAGGAGGAGGAAGAGAUCGAAGAAGAAGAGGAAGAAGAAGAAAGUAUGGGAAUACCGGAUGAGAAAAUGGUCGAACAAGGAGAAAAUCGUUACUUCUAUACGCAUCAGCACCAAGAUGCCAUUGAUGGCAAGAAAAGGGUUACAGUAUCAUCCUAUGGCUGGAGUGAUAGCAAGAAAAUGGUUAGUAUUUACCUGACGGAUAAUGCUGUAAGGAACAUGAAGGAUGAGCAAUUGAAAGUGAACUGGACCAAUAUGUCGUUAUCAAUGGAUCUGUUCAACACAUCUGGUAGUGGUGACCUAGCCAAGAGCUUGGUGAUUUCAAAUUUGUUCCAGGAGAUCAUCGGAAAAUGGAAGAUCACAUUGAGUACGAUGAUGCCUUUUAUGAGUAAGAUUAGAAAUGGGAACCAAGUUGCUUCUUUUGUAUGCGUCCAAAAUCGGACAAUAGAGCAGAUAUACUGA